Brugia malayi is the source of this 2253-nucleotide messenger RNA. RefSeq names its product Domain found in Dishevelled, Egl-10, and Pleckstrin family protein. Lineage: Eukaryota; Metazoa; Nematoda; Chromadorea; Rhabditida; Onchocercidae. Gene Ontology annotation, molecular function: frizzled binding. Gene Ontology annotation, biological process: canonical Wnt signaling pathway; intracellular signal transduction. Gene Ontology annotation, cellular component: cytosol. The transcript is spliced from 16 exons. The coding region runs from base 1 to 2253 and encodes 750 amino acids. The record is from RefSeq and is a predicted model, not a curated record.
AUGGAUGUCUCAGAUACGCUUGAUACGUCGAAUACAACGGAUACGAUUAUCGAGAAAACAAAUAAGUUGAAAAUUAGUUCAGCAGUAGAAAGUAAAGAUGAAAGCAGUAAAAACAGUUCAUGUACCUCGAAGGCACCACUUGCCAAAGGUACUUCAUGUUUGGAACAUGGAAUAGGAGUUCCUUCACAGCAGACAAGUACAAAAGUAUAUUAUCAUAUCGAUGACGAAAUGGUGCCAUAUUGUACUGAUGUCAUGGUGCCGCCCGAUAAAAUAACACUUGGUGACUUUAAACGUGUGUUAACACGAUCAAAUUUCAAAUAUUACUGUAAAGCUCCUGCUCCCGAUUCUGGAGUUUUUCCUGAAGUGAAAGUGGAGAUACGUGAUGACAAUGAAUGUUUACAUCGGUCGGCGAAUGGUCAGUUUGAGCUCUUUUUGCUUACAUCAGAAGGUAGCAGUCAUUCUGAUGGUUCUUCAGGCCUUCCACUGAAAAGUGCGCGACUCAUGGUAACACCAACCAUGUAUCCUGUUGGAAGUAUGGCUUAUCGCCAAGCUGUGCAACAAUUUGACCAGAGCAUGGCAUCUACAGAUUCGGAUUCUUUUAUCAGUGACAUGAGAGCUCUACCAAUGCAAGUAAAGGGAAUAUCAAGGCGACCAUUUCCGCAACAGUACAUUUCGCAAGGACACCGUGGAGGUCGACGGUUUGAAGAUUCAACGUUGGGCUCUGAAAGUGACGCACGGUUAUUCUCGGAUGAUGACGACCUUUCAACAUCUACCGACAUCACCAGUGUUUCUCGACAACAUCAUGCACCUGCAUAUCGUAAACGCCGAAAUCGUCGACGAUUUCGUCAACCUUCAAGAGCCUCAUCUUUUAGUAGCAUAACAGAAAGCUCAAUGUCGUUGGAUGUUAUCACAGUAACACUAAAUAUGGAUACGGUGAACUUUUUGGGUAUCAGCAUUGUUGGACAGAGCUCGUCUCGUGGUGAUAAUGGCAUUUAUGUGGCUAAUAUUAUGAAAGGUGGUGCCGUGGCAUUAGAUGGACGAAUUGAGCCAGGCGAUAUGAUUUUACAAGUAAACGAUAUUUCGUUCGAAAACUUCACGAACGAUCAAGCAGUUGACGUUUUGCGUGAAUCAGUUGCACGGCGAGGACCAAUUAAGUUAACAGUAGCUAAAAUGUGGGAUAGUGGACCAAGAAGUGCGUUUACUGUUCCACGACAUCGAGAUGAACCAGUGCGACCUAUUGAUACCCAAGCCUGGAUACAGCACACCAAUGCUAUGCGAGGAAUGCCAUCUAUCCUCGAAGGCGCUCCAACUCCAAUACCUGGUCAGUAUGGUCGACCUGCAAGCAGCAGCACUGCAACAUCGAAUGGUUCUGUUCCGAACACUAUUGUUGGAGGAGCUCAUUUUCGGUUAGAUGCUAUGACGGACAAGAAAAAAGUUGUUCAAAUGAUGGUUAUGCCAAAUUCUGGCUUAGAUAUUAAAAAUCGCACAUGGCUUAAGAUUCCAAUUCCGAUGUCUUUCCUUGGCAGUGAUUUGGUUGAUUGGCUGAUGGAACAUGUUGAUGGGCUCCGUGAUCGAAAGGAUGGACGCAAAUUUGCUGGCGAGUUGUUGAAAGAGAAGUUAAUCAGUCAUGUGGUCAAUAAAAUUACUUUCACUGAACAAUGUUACUAUAUUCUGGGUGAAGAAUGUGCUGAUUAUGCACGCUUGCGGCAGAAUCCUGGCGGCGAUGAUCCGGGUGUUCGAAGUGAAGUGGGUUCAGUAUUGCCACCACCACCACCAGGACUUGUUGCUGCUGCUGCAGCACAGCAAAGUGGACGUGCUUGGCCUCAGCCAACGAUGAUACCGCAGAGUGCACCUUCAAUGGUAAGUGGUUAUGCAUCAAUGCCGUUAACACUAUAUCCAAAUCAACAACCAUACGUUGCAACCAACGUCGCUAUACCAUACAAAGGUGCUGAAGCUACCGGUUGUGGUCCAGAUGUGCACAGUCAAACGAGUAGUAACGAUGGUUCAAGUGGAAGCGAACAGAGACGGGGACGUGCAAUUUUACCACCUGUACCUAUGCCAUCAGCUGUUCAUUCAACUGCGUUUUCAUCUAAUAUUCAAAAAGGGACAUCAGUAUCAUUAGCUGCAGGUUCAUCUUUUGGAAUGGUAGCAACAAAUCGUUUAGAAGAAAUGCCACAUGAUUUGGCAUCCAGUCGACAAAGUUUUCGAAUUGCAAUGAGUCAACCGUUUGAAUUCUUUGUUGAUAAUUUAUAG